GGGAUACUUAUAACUAUUAUAAUCCGUAGCACCUUAAGGGAGCACAAACAUCGAGCUAGAGCUGCCUGAGCUUUCAGCUUUCAGGCGUCCAUGUCGAAGAGGACGGUGCUCAAGGUGGACACCUCCUGCGCCAAGUGCAAGCGCAAGGUCCUGCUGGCCGUCUCCAGCCUCCAAGGGGUGGACAAGAUCGAGAUCGACUCGGAGAAGGGCACGAUGACGGUGACGGGAGCCGUGGACCCCGUGGACGUGGUGGUGGCCACGCGGCGGAAAGCCGGGAAGCGUGCCGACGUCGUCACCAUCGGGCCUCCGGCACCGCCGCCGCCGUUGUCCAACUCCAAGCCGGGUGAGAAGAAGCCCGAUCAGAAGCAGCAUCUGGCAGCCGCGGCGGAGAAGAGGGCGCCUGAGCCGCCGGUGACAGUGUACGUGCACCACGUGCCACCGCCGCCAUGGCCCGUGCACCACGUGCCGCCGCCGGCGCCGUACGAGCAGUGCGGCGUGGUUUACCAGCAGGACCCCUGCUCCAUCAUGUAGCUAGCUAGCUAAUCAACGAUGAUCGCCGGCCUCUUCGUGCCAUUUGGUGAAUCCUACCUACUCCUAGUACUAAUCAAUCAAUGGAGAAUGAAUGAUAUAGAUAGUUGAACACCGUACCGGAUCCCAACUCUAUGUACCCGGUCUAUAAUUAGACAUAAGCAGCAAUGAAUAUCACCGCGGAUGACUAGAGAAAA
Brachypodium distachyon (stiff brome) is the source of this 725-nucleotide messenger RNA. Its product is annotated as heavy metal-associated isoprenylated plant protein 2. The transcript is spliced from 2 exons. The record is from RefSeq and is a predicted model, not a curated record. The coding region runs from base 91 to 531 and encodes 146 amino acids. Gene Ontology annotation, molecular function: metal ion binding. NCBI's taxonomy places the organism in Eukaryota, Viridiplantae, Streptophyta, Magnoliopsida, Poales, Poaceae.